Messenger RNA from Eutrema salsugineum, 2000 nucleotides. RefSeq names its product pentatricopeptide repeat-containing protein At4g38010. Gene Ontology annotation, biological process: RNA modification. Lineage: Eukaryota; Viridiplantae; Streptophyta; Magnoliopsida; Brassicales; Brassicaceae. Gene Ontology annotation, molecular function: protein binding; RNA binding. The coding region runs from base 100 to 1776 and encodes 558 amino acids. The record is from RefSeq and is a predicted model, not a curated record. The transcript has a single exon.
UGUGGAUUUACAUAUUUUCAAAUGGAGCAAAUGCAGAUUAACAGAUAAAUUCGAUGUGAUUGUUCGAUCACUAUAUGCGGCGAAAAGAAAGUAUUUGUUAUGUACUUCCCGGAGAAAUCAAUACUUUUGGAAUUGACCAGCCGAUGCAGCUCGCUUCGCGUUUUCAAGCAGAUACAGACUCAAUUGAUUUCUCGUGAUCUUCUAAGCGAUGAAUUCGUCGUCCACAAAGUCGUUACAUUUUUGGGUGAAUCCGCCGAUUUUGCAUCUUACAGUUGUGUAUUCCUCCACAGCAUCCGUCGUGCGUUGAGUUCUUUUCCAUAUAACACGCUUCUAUCAAGCUACGUAGUCUGCGAUAAACCGAGAGUGACGAUUCUUGUUUACCGAACAUUUGUGAGCAAUGGAUUUUCACCGGACAUGUACACGUUUCCUCCGAUUUUCAAGGCCUGUGGGAAGUUUUCAGGGAUUGGAGAAGGGAAACAGUAUCAUGGAACUGUCACGAGGAUGGGCUUCUCCGACGAUAUGUAUGUGCAGAACUCGCUUGUUCAUUUAUAUGGCGUGUGCGGAGAUUUACGGAGCGCAUGUAAAGUGUUCGAUCAAAUGCCUGUGAGAGAUGUCAUUUCUUGGACCGGCAUUAUAUCAGGUUACUCGAGGAUUGGGUUGUAUAAGAAAGCUUUGGAUAUGUUUUCAAAGAUGGAUGCUGAGCCUAAUUUGGCUACGUAUGUCUGUGCGUUGGUCGCUAGUGGUCGGGUAGGGUGUUUGAGUUUAGGGCGAGGAAUCCAUGGAUUGAUCUUGAAAAAGGCAUAUUUGAUCAGCUUAGAGACUGGCAAUGCUCUUAUAGAUAUGUAUGUGAAAUGUGAGCAAUUGUGCGAUGCUAAGAGAAUCUUUGGUGAAUUGCAAAUGAAAGAUAAAGUUUCUUGGAACAGUAUGAUUAGUGGAUUGGUUCAGUGUAAAAAGUCUAACGAGGCGAUUGAAUUGUUUUCUCUGAUGCAAACGUCUUCGGGUGUAAAACCAGAUGGGCAUAUACUUACAAGUGUUCUCUCUGCGUGUGCUAGCUUAGGAGCUGUGGAUUACGGAAGAUGGGUUCAUGAGUAUGUUGUAAGCGCUGGAAUCAAAUGGGAUACGCAUAUUGGAACCGCGAUUGUCGAUAUGUAUGCGAAAUGCGGCUACAUCGAAAGAGCUUUGGAGAUUUUCAAUGGAAUCAGAAGUAAGAAUGUGUGUACUUGGAAUGCUCUGUUAGGUGGUUUAGCUAUCCAUGGACAUGGACAUGAAUCCCUUAGAUGUUUCGAAGAAAUGGUUAAGCUCGGUUUUAAGCCGAACGAGGUAACUUUUCUUGCGGUUCUAAACGCUUGUUGCCACACGGGUUUAGUGGAUGAAGGGAGAAGAUACUUCCAUAAGAUGAAAACCAGAGAAUACAAUCUAUCUCCUAAGCUUGAGCAUUAUGGAUGUUUGAUUGAUUUGCUAUGUAGAGCUGGAUUGUUAGAUGAAGCGUUAGAGCUUGUCAAAGCGAUGCCGGUUAAACCGGACGUGCUUAUAUGUGGAGCUAUUCUUAGUGCUUGUAAGAGUAGAGAGACAUUAGUGGAGCUUCCUAGAGAGAUAUUAGAUAGUUUUUUAGAGAUGGAGUUUGAAGAUAGUGGUGUUUAUGUGUUACUGUCGAAUAUUUAUGCAGCUAAUAGAAGAUGGGAUGAUGUUGCUAAGGUUAGGAGGUUGAUGAAGGUUAAAGGUAUCUCAAAGGUUACAGGAUCAAGUGCUAUAGAAGUUUAUGGCAUAAAACAAUGAUGAUAUAUGUAUGAUCCAUGAGAAUGUGCUCACAUAGAUUGAUAGAUAAGAGAGUUCAUGAGUUUCUCGCAUGUCUCUGCCUAAAGCUGAACUUGUCCUCUUCUACUUCACGUUCCUCUUGCUUCUCUCAUCUUAUUAUAUGUAUAUAUAUAUAUAAUAUAAUAAAUUAUAAAAUAUAUGCUGUCAUGUAUAUGCAGUUACAUGAUUAUGAUUAUUAUCACACA